AUGCCAUCUGCAGUUCCAGAACAUGGUGACGAGGCCAGUGACUUCAUUCCAACUCACCCGCUCGGGCUGAAGCCUCUGGGCAAUCAGUAUUUCUACGAGGGGCCAAAUGCCCGAAGAAACAUUGGCACAUGGGCAGCUCUGCCCGAGGAGAUGCUUGCCCUUGUCCUUGAGGGUUUCGACAAGAGCUCCCUGCUGAGUCUUGGGUCUACUUGCAAAUACAUGUAUGCUUCUUGCCAUUCUGAAGAAUUAUGGAAAGCCUUGUACCUACGUUCUAAAUCAACGGGCAGCUCGCCUAUGGACUGGCGUGGCUCUUGGAGGUCGACUGUCCUUCAACUUGAUAGCGACAAAGAGGCAAAGGUUGACUGCGGCAACGUCUUUUCCGAUGUCCUGCAUCGACCAUUUGCUUGCAGCAACAUUGAGCUGGCGAAAUUUGCCAGAGGAAUACCGAAGAUGAACCAGAUUCGCCGGUUCGAGAACCUGACAUACGAAGAGUAUGCUGAGAAGUGGACAGAACAGCCUUUCGUCUUGACGAAAUGCAUACAAGAUUGGCCAGUCAACUCCGAAUGGACCAUGGACUCCCUGCUCGCCAAAUAUGCCGAUGUCGAGUUUCGUGCCGAAGCCGUCGAUUGGAAGUUUUCACAGUACUGUGAAUAUAUGAAGAGGAACAGAGACGAGAGCCCCCUUUACCUCUUUGACCGAAAAUUCGCGGAGAAGAUGGGCCUCAAGGUCGGACACAUGGAAGGUGCCGCAUAUUGGCGGCCAGACUGCUUCGGACCGGACCUGUUUGAAGUCUUGGGAGACGAGCGGCCAGCUCACCGGUGGUUGAUUAUCGGCCCCGAACGGAGCGGCUCUACUUUCCACAAGGAUCCCAACGGCACGAGUGCCUGGAAUGCCGUGAUUCAGGGGUCCAAAUACUGGAUCAUGUUUCCACCCACGGCCCAGGUACCUGGAGUCUACGUAUCCUCGGACAGCAGCGAGGUGACAAGCCCGUUGAGCAUUGCUGAGUGGUUGCUCACGUUCCACGCUGAGGCGAGACAGAUGCCCGAGUGCGUGGAGGGCAUCUGCAAUGCUGGGGAGAUUCUCCAUGUACCGAGCGGGUGGUGGCAUCUUGUGGUGAAUCUCGAACAGGGCAUUGCGCUUACGCAGAACUUUGUUCCGCAGUCUCCGAGUCUGAAUCUCGUCUCCGAGGUCCUGUCGUUCCUGAGAGACAAACCUGAUCAGGUGUCGGGCUUCUCGCGAGAUGUGGAAGAUCCAUUUGGGCUUUUCACGGCGCGGCUCAAGCACGAGUACCCGGAGGUGCUGGAGAAGGCGCUGGAGUUGGCGGAUAAGAAGAACGGCAAGAAGAGGAAGUGGGAUACAGCGGUGGGCCGAGACGAAGAGCAGGCUGAAGGGUUCAGUUUCAGUUUCGGCUUUGGGGGCGACGAUGAUGACGAGAUACCCUAA
Messenger RNA from Trichoderma reesei QM6a, 1443 nucleotides. Its product is annotated as cyclin F-box/Jumonji domain-containing protein. Gene Ontology annotation, cellular component: nucleus. Gene Ontology annotation, molecular function: protein binding; cis-regulatory region sequence-specific DNA binding. The transcript is spliced from 2 exons. NCBI's taxonomy places the organism in Eukaryota, Fungi, Ascomycota, Sordariomycetes, Hypocreales, Hypocreaceae. The record is from RefSeq and is a predicted model, not a curated record. Bases 1 to 1443 code for a protein of 480 amino acids.